Molecule: messenger RNA, 846 nt
Organism: Telopea speciosissima
Lineage: Eukaryota; Viridiplantae; Streptophyta; Magnoliopsida; Proteales; Proteaceae
Product: inactive protein RESTRICTED TEV MOVEMENT 2-like
Exons: 2
Coding region: 1-846 (281 amino acids)
Source: RefSeq, a predicted model, not a curated record
AUGGAGAACAUGACAGGAAGAAGAGGAACUGGAGAAAGAGCCAACGCACGUCCUGUUUAUGAAGAUUUCCAACCAAUGGCAGAUUGGACCAAUGAUUCAAAUAGUCAUGGCCUCCUUGUUGAUCUUCCUGGCUUCAAGAAGGAAGAGCUGAAGGUAGAAGUGGACAACAAUGGCAGAUUAGCAGUUCGUGGAGAGAGGCAGUUUAGUGACAACAAAUAUAAGCGAUUCAAGCAGGUCUAUAACUUGCCCAUAGAUUCAGAUAUCGACAAGAUCACCGGUAAAUUUGAUGGUGGCGUUCUCUUUGUAAUCAUCCCAAAGAAAGAAACUGUAAUAGAGGAAGCACCAAAGGAGAAACAUCCCGUUGCAGACGGAAUUGCUGAACAGCAAAAACAGGAAACAUCCAAAGCUGAAGAAAAGCCAAAGAAAGGGGAGGCCAAACAGGAAGCAACCACUGCUGAAGAGAAAUCAAAGAAAAAUGGCAAAGAAGCUGAAGAGCAUAAACAGGAAACAUUCAAAACUGAAGAAAAGCCAAAGAAAGGGGAACCCAAACAGGAAACAACCACUGUUGAAGAGAAACCAAAGAAAGAUGGCAAAGACACUGAUGUUAAACAUGAACAUGGAAAAGGGAUUCACGAGGAAAGGAAGAGAGUAAAAAAUACAAAAAAUGAAGGGAAUGGUGGAUCAAAUGAAGGUAGAAGAGAGAAGGAAGGGAAAGGAUUUAAGUUUGGUUAUGCACAAAGUGCAAUUGAGAUGAUCACUAGGAACAAGGGAAUGGUUUUUGCUGCCAUCUUAGGACUUGCAGUUGGGAUGUAUUUAUCUAAUAAACUCAGAUCAACUGAUAUGUGA